This is a messenger RNA of Talaromyces atroroseus, 1419 nucleotides long. RefSeq lists its product as hypothetical. The record is from RefSeq and is a predicted model, not a curated record. The transcript is spliced from 6 exons. Bases 1 to 1419 code for a protein of 472 amino acids. Gene Ontology annotation, biological process: amino acid transmembrane transport. Gene Ontology annotation, molecular function: amino acid transmembrane transporter activity. Gene Ontology annotation, cellular component: vacuolar membrane. Lineage: Eukaryota; Fungi; Ascomycota; Eurotiomycetes; Eurotiales; Trichocomaceae.
AUGGCGUUGAACCUGUCGCAAGCCGAAAAGGACGUCGACGAUACCCUUUUCAAAAAUGCCUCUGACGAAGAGAGCCAGACUCGUCGGGGGAGUCGCGUAACGGAGGUCCAUGAUCAUGACCGUGCUACCGUCGGAAAGCAAUUGGAAUUGGAGGCUGAGAAUGCCAUCAAAUAUCGCACCUGCAGUUGGCAGAAGACUGCCGCUUUACUCUUUUCCGAGUAUAUCUGUUUGGCGAUGAUGUCGUUUCCCUGGUCAUACUCUGUCUUGGGCUUGGUGCCGGGUCUGAUCUUGACCGUCUUCAUUUCCCUCGUCGUGUGGUACACGUCAAUAACAAUCUGGCGGUUCUGCUUGCGUCACCCUGAAAUCCGGGACGUGUGCGACAUCGGUCAAUAUCUCUUCUGGGACUCCAAGAUUGCCUGGUGGGCUACCGCUGUUAUGUUUCUUCUGAACAAUAUCUUUAUUCAGGGAUUGCAUUGUGUCGUUGGUGCCGAGUACUUGAAUACCAUGACCGAUCAUGCUGCUUGCACCAUUGUCUUCGCCCUUGUGGUCCCGAUUAUCUCGUUUUUCGUUUCCCUGCCGAGAACUUUCAGCGCCCUCUCAUACAUGGCUACAGCAUCUGCAUUCUUCACAUUUAUCUCUGUCUUGUUAGCUAUGAUCUUCGCCGGUAUUGAGGCACAUCCUGCCGGCUAUGACCUCGAGACCAAAGGCAAACCCAAAGUGACGGCCUUCCCGCUCUCCGGUACCACAUUCAUCACACUGCCAAGUUUCAUUGCAGAGAUGAGGGAGCCCGAGGACUUCUGGAAGUCCGUCACCGCUGUGACAGUUGCCGAGGUGAUUCUAUUCAGCAUUGUCGGCUCAAUCAUAUAUGCAUAUACGGGCACGCAGUACAUGACAGCACCUGCCUUUGGUUCUCUGGAUGACACCUACAAGAAGGUCGCCUUCUCCUUCAUGAUUCCGACAUUGAUUUUCCUCGGCGUUUUGUAUGCCUCCGUUUCCGCUCGCUUCAUCUUCUUGCGCUUGUUUGAGGGCACCCGUCACAAGACAAGCCACACUGUUGCCGGGUGGUCGGCAUGGGCUGGCAUUCUUGCCGUCCUGUGGGUUCUCGCCUUCAUCGUUGCCGAAGUCAUUCCCUUUUUCUCGGAUCUCGAGUCAAUCAUGAGUUCGCUCUUUGACUCCUUUUUUGGGUUCAUCUUUUGGGGUGUGGCCUACAUUCGCAUGCGAUCUGCCGACCACGGUCCUAAAUUUUACAAGGUUCGUGGUAUUCGUGGCUGGGUGGGAUUUAUAUGGAAUCUCUUUCUUAUCGGCAUUGGUUUUUACUUCCUGGGCGCGGGCACCUACGCCUCUAUCGACAGUGUCGUUCUAAGUUAUCAAAAAGGCGGUUUUGGAGGUCCAUUUUCAUGCGCUAGUAACGGUCUCUAG